Tetrahymena thermophila SB210 is the source of this 1263-nucleotide messenger RNA. RefSeq lists its product as hypothetical. The transcript has a single exon. NCBI's taxonomy places the organism in Eukaryota, Ciliophora, Oligohymenophorea, Hymenostomatida, Tetrahymenidae. The record is from RefSeq and is a predicted model, not a curated record.
AUUAAGUUGAUAUUAGUUUGUCAAAAAUAAGAUUUAUAAAUGUGGAAGAGCUCGCUAAGAAAGUAAUCAGUAGAUAUAAACAAGAAGCUGACUAAAGAUUAAGCACAUCAGUAAUCUUAUAAUGUUGAUUUUGAAAGAACAAAUACUCCUGAGAAGCGCAGCAUGAGCGCUUAGAGGCAAAAACGAUAUUCAACACCUAAUAAUUAAAUAGAUUUUUUAAGGGUUGAAGAAAUACUGAAAAGUAGAGAUCCUGAAGCAUAAUUCAGUCAAUCUUUUAGAAUGAAAACUGAGGAUAAGGAGAAAGUAUUUAUUAACCACUUUAAAAAUGUUUAAGUGCCCAACUAAAAAUAUUUCAAUCACCUUGUAGGGUAAUGUAAAUGUGGUAAAUGUAGCUGCAAUCGCUGUAAAUGUACAGUAAGAGAAUUAUAACCAGAUUAUAAAAGGCUAAACAGAUCUCUUUACUAAGCAGAUUUUUAGCCUAAGUUAACUGAAGUUCCUUAGCCCUUUCCGUAAGACAAAGACCCAUAUAGGAUGCAGUGCAAAAUAGAGUUGAACACUACAUAGAAAACAGAUUUUAUACCAAAAAAGGGUGUUGAUCCUAAAUUAGAGUGUGGAUAUAUAGAUAGAAACACUCUAAAUUGCGGUAACUAAGCAAUAGAUCACAAUACUAUGUAUAAAAAUAAUUUCAAUAUUAAAAAAAUUACUCCAAACGUUUUGUUUACUCAUGAGCCAAUUGAGUACCUUAGAGUGCCUCAUGAUAAAAUUAAACAAAAGCUUACUUCGGAAGUUAAAAGCAAUUUUCGUGAGCCUAAAGAAUCCCUAUUACCAAGCUAAUUAACAGAUUAAGGCAAAAACUUCACUUAUAUUAAUUUCGCCUAUGAUAGACAUAAAAACUUGAAGCCUCCUAUUGGCAUGGAUGACAAAAUGAGUCUUAACACAACAGCAAGAGACUCCUUCAAGCCAUUUUAACCUGAAAAAACCUAAUAAAAUGUAUAAUAAAAUUAAGCUCUUAAAUUAAGCUAAACAGGCGCUAAGUUUAGAAGCACUAGCAGUGACCCAUACAACUAGGAGUUUAUCAAAACAAAAAAUGAAUGGGUUCAUGUAUUUAACAAUUAGUAAAUUCCAAACCAUUAAGGACAGUUCCUGAGUUCAAAAACUCAAAACUUCUACCCUAAAAAUCUAAAUUAGUCUUGUGAAGGAUGGAGAGUUCCUGAUGACAUUGAGAGAUUACCUAAAACUGCCUACAUGCAUGCUUAUGCUUGA